This is a messenger RNA of Wyeomyia smithii (pitcher-plant mosquito), 2433 nucleotides long. RefSeq lists its product as uncharacterized. The transcript has 4 exons. The record is from RefSeq and is a predicted model, not a curated record. NCBI's taxonomy places the organism in Eukaryota, Metazoa, Arthropoda, Insecta, Diptera, Culicidae. The coding region runs from base 403 to 2391 and encodes 662 amino acids.
UUCAGAUUGGAGCAGGCGGGGUUGUGUGUUUGUGUGUAUGUCACACAAUGGAUCGCUUAAGCCAAAUGGGAGAAUAAUGGAAAAGUGCUCGAUUUAAAAUUGGAAAUGAAACCAAAUUAGACAGUCGUCGUUCGGCGCAGCGGGGGUGAUUCUAUCAAGUAUUAAUUUUCCUUCGUCGACGUCGUCGCCGUCGCACUAAACCGAUCACCGGUGGCAAGUUAAGACGCGUUCGGUGAAAAUCAGGUGUAAUUAUCGCUGGUAGCGCGGAUUUUAACUGUAAUUGAUAAGCGAAUUUGUUCGGCCGUUUUUUUUUUUCCUGGGGAGGGAUUGUCGGAUUUGUGCGCGCGUGUUUCCGAGGCUUGGCCCAGAUGCGGAAAUGGUCACGACAGCAGAUCUGACCGAAUGGAUGGAACUGUUGAACGCCAUUGUGUUAUUAUAGAACCAUCGGACCGCACCAUUCAAUUCUAUCCACUGGAGUCGGUCAGUUUGAAAAGCAGUAUAGACACACACAAAAAAAUAUUCACUGUGCCGCUAGCUGAGUUGUGCUGCAAUCGACGAUACACGAACAUGCUUCAGUUCCUGGAUGCAACAACCGCAUCCGCAGUGGUGGCACACCCACAGCCUCCCCCCGACGCCCCCGGCUUCGAGGACGUCCAGGUAAUAAACGGAAACCAGCAGCAACAUGAGCCAGAAAAACACCCACAAAGCGGUGCUGAGUUAAAGUGCGAGGAAGAAUGCGACUCGAGUCUCGAAAACGACAAACGGCUGCCCCCGGGGGCCGAAGAUGAUGGUCCACGAGAGAACGCCGAGUACAUGAAUAUUGUUAACGAAAGCGACGAAUCUCGCUAUAUGCUGAUGUACAAAUGUAAGUCUUUUCUUUGGAAGUUGGAGCAACUGCGGCUGGAGUUCACUACUGCUUCCAAGCAGGAGAGGAAGGAUGAGCCGGAGGAGGACGAAAAUUCAUAUCUGGAGAUGUGUGGUGUGGGACAUAAAAAUGAUAUUAAUUUAACACAACCGACGGAUAGGAUUGACUCUGGCUGUGAGAAUUUUGAUAGCAACGUCCACGAACACGUUCUCGGCAGUGACAACGUGGCAAAGCUCGGCCCCGAGGAAGCUAGCAACUCCGACAUAAUCGAGGAACAGUUGAAUGAGGAGGAAAACUGUUAUGAUUUUACAACCGAUAGCUGCCUGUACGAUGAUUGCUCCGAGCUGAAAUUGAAUAACGCCGGGAACGUGGUUUUCCCGGUGGAGGACAACAGCAGCGGCAGCAACAGCAGCAAAAGCUGUCCCUUUAGCGGCCUGCCAGCGGCACAUCUGCGUAUCAAGCAAUCUCCGAAACAUGGCACUCUUUUCAGACUGGAGAAGCGUCUAUUCUUCGAUCAGUCGAAAAAAUUCUACGUCGGUCUGCUGGACCGGUGGCUGCUUCUGUACAACAGCUGCAACGAACUGAAGCCAGCUCAGUGUAUUCAGAUUAAAGACAUCAAACUGGAUUUGAGCCUAAACGACCAAAUCAACGAGAAGAAUCAAUUUCACAUUAUCACCCCGGACGACGCAAAACUUUGCUUCCUCACGCCGAGCUUCAAGGAGCUGAACGAAUGGGUGGUGGCCAUCCAGCAGAAUCUGCUCAUCAAAAGUGACUCCCAGCCCGGUGCUCGCAAAUUGCCUCUUCCUCCAACGCCGGAAUUCGGCACCGGCGAUGAAACCGACAGCGGUUCGGAUCAAAAGGAUCACGACGACGGCAUCUACGAGGAACCGCAGCAGAUUCUGCACAGCAAACGGAACUCGUCCGGCACCCGGAACGAGCACAAUUAUGACACGCCAAAGGCAACCGCCGAGGUUGGCCACAACCUCAACCAGCAGCACGCGAAAGCUAGUCCAACUAAAAUAAUUAAUGUCUCUUCGCCGACGAUUUCACCGUCGUCAGGCAAAGCAAACAAAUGUGAGCCAAUUUGCCAGCCACCGGUGCCAACUGUUGCAAACGUUUCCGGAACCCCGACCAAUGGCUCAACCACCCCGGCAGUGACGACGCCGACGACGACGACAACUCCGGUCAAAAGUUGGUUGUUUAAUCGUUUCAAUAAAUCUCCCGAUGCCGGCUUCGACCAAAAGCAGCUGGUUAGAAAGCCACCCACCCCGAAGAAGUUGACCCUUCAGGGCACGGACAACUCGCCUGCGUCGUCCUCAUCGCUGGCAGAUGUAACGGCAAAACCGAGUCUAACCAGUCCGAUCAAAAUGCCAUCGGUCACGGUGCCAUCGGCUGCCGCCCAUAAGGGAAGCAAAAUAAAUAUGAUAAUUAGUCAGCUGGAGGCCAACGGUCAACUAAGUUUGCUGUCAAAAAGUUGGAACGAGAGUCCGGGCAAAAGGAGAACUUGGUGUGCCGCCGAGGAAUGAAUGUUUCUGAUCCCCUGUAUUGCGAUUGUUGAAUGUUUUGAG